This is a messenger RNA of Eufriesea mexicana, 339 nucleotides long. RefSeq names its product U6 snRNA-associated Sm-like protein LSm2. The coding region runs from base 52 to 339 and encodes 95 amino acids. Gene Ontology annotation, molecular function: RNA binding. Gene Ontology annotation, cellular component: U4/U6 x U5 tri-snRNP complex; U6 snRNP; Lsm1-7-Pat1 complex. The record is from RefSeq and is a predicted model, not a curated record. The transcript is spliced from 4 exons. NCBI's taxonomy places the organism in Eukaryota, Metazoa, Arthropoda, Insecta, Hymenoptera, Apidae. Gene Ontology annotation, biological process: mRNA splicing, via spliceosome.
ACAAAUAAUUUGACAAAAGAUAGAGGACUGAAUAUUUUUAGUUUUUAUAAAAUGUUGUUUUAUUCGUUCUUCAAGUCCUUAAUUGGGAAGGACGUAGUUGUGGAAUUAAAAAAUGACUUAAGCAUUUGUGGCACUCUGCAUUCAGUAGAUCAAUACCUAAAUAUAAAGUUAACUGAUAUAAGUGUAACUGAUCCAGAUAAAUAUCCUCACAUGUUAUCUGUAAAAAAUUGCUUUAUUCGAGGAUCAGUAGUACGUUAUGUACAAUUGCCAGGAGAUGAAGUGGAUACUCAGCUAUUACAGGAUGCUGCACGCAAGGAAGCUGCAGUACAAGCAAGAUAA